Messenger RNA from Lepus europaeus (European hare), 786 nucleotides. RefSeq names its product gap junction protein beta 7 (gene GJB7). Gene Ontology annotation, cellular component: connexin complex. The record is from RefSeq and is a predicted model, not a curated record. Lineage: Eukaryota; Metazoa; Chordata; Mammalia; Lagomorpha; Leporidae. Gene Ontology annotation, biological process: cell communication.
AUGAGUUGGAUGUUCCUCAGAGACCUUCUAAGUGGUAAAUACUCAGCUGGCAUUGGGAGGCUAUGGCUGGCUGUUGUGUUCAUCUCCCGUUUGCUGGUCUACAUAGUAGCAGUAGAGCACGUCUGGAAAGAUGAGCAGAGAGAAUUUGAGUGCAACAUUAGACAGCCUGGUUGUGAAACUGUGUGUUUUGACCACUUCUUCCUCAUAUCCCAGGUUAGACUUUGGGCCUUACAGCUAAUUAUGGUCUCCACGCCUUCUCUUCUCGUAGUUCUACAUGUAGCCUAUCGUGAGGGGAGGGAGAAAAGGCACAGAAAGAAACUCUAUGUGAGCCCAGGUACGAUGGAUGGAGGCCUUAUCAGCCUCAUUGUUAAAACUGGCUUUGAAAUUGGCUUCCUUGUUUUGUUUUAUAAGCUCUAUGAUGGAUUUCGUUUUCCUUACCUUUUGAAGUGUGCUUUGCAGCUUUGUCCUAACACUGUGGACUGUUUCAUCUCCAAACCCACGGAGAAAACCAUCUUCAUCCUCUUCUUGGUCAUCACUUCAUGCUUGCGCAUUGUGCUGAACUUCAUUGAACUGAGCUUUUUAGUUCUCAGGUGUUUUAUUAAGCGCUGCCUCAAAAGAUAUUCUAAAAACCUCAGGGCCUCAGGAUGUGAGCGUCACAACUUCAGGUGUGUUGGAAGCAAUAAGAUGGGGACCCCUGCUAUACUCCAGAAUCACCAUUCAGGCUUGACCACAGACACACCCCGACAACCUGAAGCAAAGCUACUUUGUGACACACAAGUGGGUUAA